AUGCCAAUUUUCGCAGGACUGACGCUGCUACCUCCGCUACGUAUGUUACGUCUUCAGCGUCUGCUCUUUCUGCUUCUUCUUGUGGCACUGCUAACUGCAGGAGGAGUAGCAAAAUGUGAACUCCCAGACGACGGAGUGAACCAAGUACACACACGAAACAAAAUUGAGGAACGCAUUAUGGAUGUCCUAAACUCCGUCAGCGUUGGUCAGUCCAUUAAACGAGAAAGGAACCUACUAGACGACUUGGCAAACUAUAUACACUAUUUGAAAGUGCUAAGCCUCGUAGCCCCUCGUGACAAUGUAGAAGGCGAUAGAGAUGGUUACGUCGAGGGCUUCAUUAAUGUGGAUACUAUUGGGAAGGGAGCCAAGGAAAAGCGAAGAGUUGACAUUGAGUACUUCUCGCAGGGGAACAAUUACAAAAAUAAUUUAAAAGACGUCAGGAGGGAAGUCAAGAGGGUUUUAUUUACUUAA
Messenger RNA from Plasmodium inui San Antonio 1, 471 nucleotides. RefSeq lists its product as hypothetical. The coding region runs from base 1 to 471 and encodes 156 amino acids. The record is from RefSeq and is a predicted model, not a curated record. The transcript has a single exon. NCBI's taxonomy places the organism in Eukaryota, Apicomplexa, Aconoidasida, Haemosporida, Plasmodiidae.